This is a messenger RNA of Callithrix jacchus (white-tufted-ear marmoset), 8765 nucleotides long. RefSeq names its product ArfGAP with FG repeats 1 (gene AGFG1). The record is from RefSeq and is a predicted model, not a curated record. Gene Ontology annotation, cellular component: cytoplasm; membrane; cytoplasmic vesicle. Gene Ontology annotation, molecular function: GTPase activator activity. Gene Ontology annotation, biological process: spermatid nucleus differentiation; acrosome assembly; intermediate filament organization. Lineage: Eukaryota; Metazoa; Chordata; Mammalia; Primates; Cebidae.
GUCCCCUUCCUCGUCUUUUCCCCUCAGGAGAAGUCGGGAAGGUGGCGGCGGUGGCGGUUGUCCCGGCUGGGCUGGUUGGUGUGGCUCGUCAGCCCGCGCACCGCAGCGCCUGCGCCGCGUCGAGCCCAGUAGAGCCGAGCCGCGGCGGCCGGGUCCGGCGCGGGCGGCGUGCGCUGACGGAGGGCGGCGGCCGCGGCCAGGGCGGCCCGUGGGACCGCGGGCCCCCGGCGCAGCGCCGCCCGGCUCCCGGCCCUGCCGGCCUCCUCCCUCGGCACCGCGGCCAUGGCGGCCAGCGCGAAACGGAAGCAGGAGGAGAAGCACCUGAAGAUGCUGCGGGACAUGACCGGCCUCCCGCACAACCGAAAGUGCUUCGACUGCGACCAGCGCGGCCCCACCUAUGUGAACAUGACGGUCGGCUCCUUCGUGUGUACCUCCUGCUCCGGCAGCCUGCGAGGAUUAAAUCCACCACACAGGGUGAAAUCUAUCUCCAUGACAACAUUCACACAACAGGAAAUUGAAUUCUUACAAAAACAUGGAAAUGAAGUCUGUAAACAGAUUUGGCUAGGAUUGUUUGAUGAUAGAUCUUCAGCAAUUCCAGACUUCAGGGAUCCACAAAAAGUGAAAGAGUUUCUGCAAGAAAAAUAUGAAAAGAAAAGAUGGUAUGUCCCACCAGAACAGGCCAAAGUCGUGGCAUCAGUUCAUGCAUCUAUUUCAGGGUCCUCUGCCAGUAGCACAAGCAGCACACCUGAGGUCAAACCACUGAAAUCUCUCUUAGGGGAUUCUGCCCCAACACUGCACUUAAAUAAGGGCACACCUAGUCAGUCCCCAGUUGUAGGUCGUUCUCAAGGGCAGCAGCAGGAGAAGAAGCAGUUUGACCUGUUAAGUGACCUUGGCUCAGACAUCUUUGCUGCUCCACCUCCUCAGUCAACAGCUACAGCCAAUUUUGCUAACUUUGCACAUUUCAACAGUCAUGCAGCUCAGAAUUCUGCAAAUGCAGAUUUUGCAAACUUUGAUGCAUUUGGACAGUCUAGUGGUUCGAGUAAUUUUGGAGGUUUCCCCACAGCAAGUCACUCUCCUUUUCAGCCCCAAACUACAGCAUUUAGAAUGCUUUCAUCUAGCUGCAGUUUUGGUGAAUUUACUUCAGCUUUUCCUCUUCAGGCUACCCACAGUGGAAGUGCUGCAUCAGUAAAUGCUAAUUUUGCUCAUUUUGAUAACUUCCCCAAAUCCUCCAGUGCUGAUUUUGGAACCUUCAAUACUUCCCAGAGUCAUCAAACAGCAUCAGCUGUUAGUAAAGUUUCUACAAACAAAGCUGGUUUACAGACAGCAGACAAAUAUGCAGCACUUGCUAAUUUAGACAAUAUCUUCAGUGCCGGGCAAGGUGGUGAUCAGGGAAGUGGCUUUGGGACCACAGGUAAAGCUCCUGUUGGUUCUGUGGUUUCAGUUCCCAGUCAGUCAAGUGCAUCUUCAGACAAGUAUGCAGCUCUGGCAGAACUAGACAGCGUUUUCAGUUCUGCAGCCACCUCCAGUAAUGCGUAUACUUCCACAAGUAAUGCUAGCAGCAAUGUUUUUGGAACAGUGCCAGUGGGUGCUUCUGCACAGACACAGCCUGCUUCAUCAAGUGUGCCUGCUCCAUUUGGAGCUACGCCUUCCACAAAUCCAUUUGUUGCUGCUGCUGGUCCUUCUGUGGCAUCUUCUACAAAUCCAUUUCAGACCAAUGCCAGAGGAGCAACAGGCCUUUCUGGAGCAAUGCAUUCUCAAGUGUUUCCUCACGCUCAUUUUGCGGCAACCUUUGGCACUGCAUCCAUGAGCAUGCCCACGGGAUUUGGCACUCCUGCUCCCUACAGUCUUCCUACCAGCUUUAGUGGCAGCUUCCAGCAGCCUGCCUUCCCGGCCCAAGCAGCUUUCCCUCAACAGACAGCUUUUUCUCAACAGCCCAAUGGUGCAGGUUUUGCAGCAUUUGGACAAACAAAGCCAGUGGUAACCCCUUUCGGUCAAGUUGCAGCUGCUGGAGUAUCUAGUAAUCCUUUUAUGACUGGUGCACCAACAGGACAAUUUCCAACAGGAAGCUCAUCAACCAAUCCUUUCUUAUAGCCUUAUAUAGACAAUUUACUGGAACGAACUUUUAUGUGGUUACAUUACAUCUCUCCACCUCUUGCACUGUUGUCUUGUUUCACUGAUCUUAGCUUUAAACACAAGAGAAGUCUUUAAAAAGCCUGCAUUGUGUAUUAAACACCAGGUGAUAUGAGCAAAACCGAGGGCUCCAGUAACACCUUUUAACCUGAAUUGGCAGAAAAGGGUAGCGGUAUCAUGUAUAUUAAAAUUGGCUAAUAUUAAGUUAUUGCAGAUACCACAUUAUUAUGCUGCAGUACUGUACAUAUUUUUCUUAGAAAUUAGCUAUUUGUGCAUAUCAGUAUUUGUAACUUUAACACACUGUUAUGUGAGAAAUGUUACUGGGGAAAAGAUCAGCCACUUUUUAAGGUGCUGUCAUAUAUCUUGGAAUGAAUGACCUAAAAUCAUUUUAACCAUUGCUACUGGAAAGUUACAGAGUCAAAAUUGGAAGGUUUUAUUCAUUCUUGAAUUUUUCCUUUCUAAAGAGCUCUUCUAUUUAUACAUGCCUAAAAUCUUUUAAAAUGUAGAGGGAUACCUGUCUGCAUAAUAAAGCUGAUCAUGUUUUGCUACAGUUUGCAGGUGAAAAAAAUAAAUAUUAUAAAAUAUGCUAUUGUUUUUGUGUUCUUGCUGCAAUGCCUUUACCAAAGUGGCCUUAAAUAUGAGUAGUGAAUUGAGAACAUCUUGAAUUCUUAAAAGACUUCUUAGUUACUUUUUAUAAAAAGGCCAUGUAGAAAAGUUAUUAAAACUACUAUGACUGCUACAUUCAGGAAUAUGUCAGUGGUAAAGCAUUUAAAUGUAGCUUGUCAGAUUUACCAUAAUCCUUCUAAUUUCUUUGCAGCUUAUUAAUUUUGUGAAAUUUGUAUAUAUGAAGAAUUUGCAUGUAUGUGUAUUUACAAAUUUUUCUAAGUAUCUUGAAUUCUCAGACUGCAAAAGGCCUAUUUUAACUAUUGAUUUUUUAAAAACAAUAUUGUCUUUGAAUGUAUUGGAAGUAGACAUGCAUUAACUGUGACAUUAUUGCACCUCAGUUCUCUUCUUUCUUUGGGCAAACGAUAUUAUAUCUAGGAUAUUUGUUUAUGUUUGUUUUUUGGGGGAAAGAAACUGGAACUCAGUGUUACCUUGAAGUUAUGGGAUACUUUGUUUAAAAAGGCAAAGAUACUAAGUUUAGUAUGUAACUCAGAAACUUGGAAUAGUUUUUUAAAUGUGUGUUAGAGCUUAUGCAUUUGUUUUUAUGAGGGAUUUUAAUAAACUUCGUUAUUUGCUUGUCCAGACUAUAGCAUAUUAGCAGUUUAGAAGGGAUGGCUUGCAAGGAAGGCGACUGGAAAAAAAACUCUGAGGAGCAUACACUGUCCAAGGCCAUUAGUGUAAGGACCACUAGCCAGCCUAGAGGACAUCACUAUACUACAUCAUCUGAUGAUCAGUCUUUACUGUGCCUCUAGGUAAUCAAGGUAAUGAAGGUGAAAUUGCAUACACAGAUAUGUAGUACAUGUUUUAAAAGUUUUAUCUUGAAUUGAUUAAAACUUUUUAAAAAGCUUUGGUAUUCAAAGAGGUAAACGUUAAUUUACUCAAAUAUUUUAUUCAUGUUGAAUGCCUUUUGCAAUGAUGACUGAGUUGUUAUCAUAGUAUUUUAAAAUCUGCAUGGUGUUUUAGACUUGUUAAAACAUUGCUGUCCAGUGUACAUCUAGCCGAAAGUGUGGUUUAUCUGAACCGUUUUAAUAAGCAAGAUCACUGGGAAAUCACUGCCCCUUUUCUGAGUAGUAUGCCUCUUCUUUUAGAAUUAAAUGAAUGCUUCACAGGUCCAGGUGUGUGUUGAUGUAGGCUUGAAAUGUCUCUACAUUUUGGGGGACUUCCUCAGCCCUUUUCAUUGAGGGAAAAUUUGAAUUUCUGUUUUAGAUUGUAUCGGGUCCCAGUUGAUGAUGUGUACGAAGUUAUAUACUACCUAAUUAUAGGCCAUUACCCAAAUAACCUACCAGGUUUUCCCUCUGAGUAGUAAAUUAAACAGUUGUUAUCAAAAUAAUUUUAAAGACUCUUUCUUUUUCUGGGUAACUAUUGAAGUUUGUAAUUAAAUGGGAGCUCCUACUCACUUUAAAUUAGUGCUUAUAAAAUAGAAAUGUUUAGUUUAAGAAGAGACCCAAGCUGGGUAUGGUGAUGCAGAGCGUGUAGUCCUAGCUACCCUGGAGGUGAGGUGAGACAUCACUUGAGCCUAAGAUUUGGGGGUUGCAGUGAGCUGUGAUCACUCCACUGAACACUAGCCUGGGUGAUCAAGUGAGAUCCUAUCUCAAAAGAAUUAAAAAAAGAGAGAGAGAGAGGGGGGUAGCUUUAAGGUAUUAUAAGUAUUAACGUAGUUUUUCAUAUGAUAUUGACUGUUUAUUAUUAAAGAAAAUUAGCUUUUGUUAGACUUUUAUAUUCAGAUUUGUUCUAGUUUUAUAUAGACCAUCAAAAUUAUGUUGAAUACUAAAAAGGAGGAAAAAAAAAUCCUGGAAGGGUAACAAGGCUGAAAACCUCCAAAUUUCCUGGCUUACUGGUUUAGUCCGAUCAUUUUUCCUGUUCAGGUAUCUAUCUGCAGGUAUCCCUGUUCAGGAAGGAGGAUCUUUUUUUGGGAUGGCAAACUUUUGACAUAGUUUAAAGACAUUUUUUCCUUAUUUUUUGAAAUAGAGAAUAUUUUACUAUUUUUGUGAAAAAAUAAUUCCUUUUAUUAAUUUGUAAAAGCAUGUCAUUUCUUUACCUGUGAGAUUCCCUGCCCCUUACACACACACACACACACACACACACACACACACACUCUCUCUCUCUCUCUCUCUCUCUCUCUCUCUCUCUCUCUCUCUCUCUCUCUCUCUCGUACAGUUCCCACCAGUUGCCAACAUGAAGAGGGUGACCUGGCUGCUGCUUUACCAGUGUACGAACAUCUCUGGAGCAUUUUAGUCUCAGGACCAUAACUCUUAUUGAAGAUCCCCAAAGAGCUUUUGUUGAUGUCGUUAUAUCUCUCAGAAUUUACUGUAUUGAAAUUAAUACUGAGAUAUUUCUAAAACAUGUUCAUUUAAAUAUAACAAUAAUAAACUACUUGCUAGCAUAAAUAACAUUUUUGAUAAAAAUAACUUUUCCAAAGCAAAAACUAAUGAGAACAAGGAACAUGUUUUACAUUUUAUGCAUUUAAAAAAACUGGCUUAAUAAAAGCAGUGAGAGCAUUCCAACUUAAAAAAAAAAAUUACACAGCAUACACACUGGAAAAUUCCACUAUGCACUUGUGAAAUUAUGAGAAAGAAAAAGAUAUAUAAUGUCUUAGUAGGACAAUGAAAAUAGUUUGACCUUUCACAGCCCUUCAAAGAAAGGGUCGUAGACCUUAAGGGUCUCCAGACCCUUUGAGAACCACGAUACUUUAAAUUUGUUAGAACAGUAUUCACUUGUUCUAACAUACUACCUCCUGAGGUUUUUUUGUGUUUGCUAGUGAGAAAAACUGAAAUUGCAGAUGUUUUAACACUAACUACUUCAAGGUAAUAAUAGCAGUGAUAUUACGUAUGGGGUAUGUAUCAGACAGUCACUUGCCAAAUGAUUUUCAUAUUUCAUCUCCUACAGUCCCUGCAGUGAACCCAUACUUUUAGGAUGAAAGAAGCAAAGCAUAGAGAGGUGACGCUAGUGGUAGCUUUUGCUCUGGGGAACAGAUUUGGAUUAAAAUGCUAUCACAUUUCUUUACAAGUACAUUCCUUAAUAUUUUGAAAUUCCGAACAAGUUACAUUCUAUAUCUUGUAUACCUAAAAAAAAAAUUUAAUCACUUGAAUUCUUUUCAUAAUUUGAUGAAGUCAAUACAGUUUAUUCUUGGGUUUUUUUUUUUUUUAACUUUAGAAGUAAUACGGUAACUAGUGGAGCGUGUUUUAAAUUGAAGACUCAUCUGAAGUGUCAAAGACUCCUGUUUUGUAAAGCAUUCCACCUUUAUUGUUACAGUAUGUGCCCUAUACAGUUUUAAAAUUUACUUUUAAAAAGGUAGUAUAAUUAAAAUUUCUAUUAACCUGUUGUAUUGAGUUCAUCCUCAUUAGCUAAAAUUUUCUUUUUAUAUUUUAAAAUUUAGUGACAUUAAACUUUUCAUGUGGUUGUUUGUGAACAAACGAAUAUAUAACCACAAUGUAAUCUAGUGUGCUGCUGAAUGUUUAACAACCAUCUUUCACGAAAGAAAAAAGGCCCUGUUUUGUAGUGUUUACUAAUAUUUGUGGUAUAAAUACUAUCUCCAUGGUGAUUUUACCUGCCAAUCUGAUGUCGUUAAAUGCGGUUUAAAGAGAUAGCAGACCAGUGGCUCUCCCAAGCCUUUACAAACCAGCUCUAGCACAGUAAGGACAUGUAAUUCCACAACUCAUUGAUUACAUUUAUUGUUCAUUUGAUGAUUAUAUCCAGUAUUUGAAGAUCUUUUAUGUUGUUAAUUCAUUCAGCAAGCAUUUGGACACGUGUUCACUUUUAGAGAUAUACUGGGCACUGAGGUGUUUAAUCUGCAAAGAGCCAAGUGUUGUGAACCAUGGUUUUUAAAAGUCCAAUUGUUGUGCUUUUAUAGGGGAUUGUACAUUCAAGGCUUACACUCUGAAUUCUGUGUACAGUUCUGUUUUGUUUGACCAGCACAGUGUUUUAAAAUGUUGCAUUCUGAAUUCAUCUUUUUAAAAUGGGGCAUGUACUGUUAAGGUGGCCACUAGCUUACCACUCUGUUUUCCUUAGUCUCAAACAUUCACAUGCUUUUCAAGGCCUUUGAGUUGGCAAAUCCUGAAUAGAUAGUGAAGGUAGGAAAUGGCUCUUCUUAUGCCACAUCUUAGUCUGAUUUUGAAGUCAGUUGUGUAAGUUUGGGCUGACAAUCGUAUUUCCCAGUGAAGACUUGUUGCCAAGAAUUCAUACCAUUCUGAUUAUUUUAUUCUAGUGGAUAAAAAUUCAACAUAUAUUUCAGUAUAUUUUUGAAAUCUGUGCUUGUCCAACAUAGGGCCGUAGAGGCUGAUAAAAAGAGAAUGUUGUGAUUUGAGCUUUUGUAAAAGAUACAGUGAUGCUGGAUAAAAUAUUUCAAAUGGUUAUGAAAAUGCCCAUAGUUUAAUUUUUUAAAUCGGUUCUCUGAAAUCUUGAUAUGUUAUGCAUGUUACAAUUUAAGCAAUGAGAAUGAAAUUCGAAGUCUAAAUUCUCAGCAUCUUCCCUCAAUCUUGAGUGGAGAGACAGAGGAAGCAAACGCCAAGGAGCCUUCUAAUUUUGACCAUAUGAUCAUUAACUAAAGGCAGCAAGGGGUUGUAAACUAAUCUUAUAUAGUCAAUGUUUCAUAGAAUGCUUUGGUUGCAAUCAGGUUUUUUAAAGACUUUAAAGGUUUUUUGUAUGUUAUAAUAUAUGCUUAUGUUUUCUAAAAAUUAUGCAGUAUGCACAAAGGGCAUAAAGUCAAAAAGUAUGUCUCCCUCUGUGACUUCAUUCUCACACCCAAGAGGUAUAUAAUUUCUUGUGUCUUGUAUAGUCUUUCAGAAAUGUUAUCAUUUAUUUUAUAUAUGCCUCUCUCUAUAUGCCUCUUCCUGUUCUUCCUUAUUUUAAAUGUUCAGUUUUGUGACUUUGUUCUUGUUUAACUUGGUUGUCUUUUCAUAUUACCACAUCCAGCUCUAACUCAUUAUUUUAAUGUCUCCAGGAUUCCAUUAUAUGGAUGUCCCUUUUGGAGAACAGUUGUUUAUAGACUUUUCUACUAAAAAUAUUGUUACAAUGAUAAUAUCCUUAUGCAUAUAUGAAGAUUACUCUUGAUUCUGCCUGACUGGAAACUUUCAAUAAAAUAGACAUCAUUCUAUUUUGAGACUCACCAGAUGUGUAGGUAUGAUCUUGUGCUUCCCUAUUUAAGAAAUUCUUCAAUUUAAAGAAGAAGAAAAAAAUAUCUCUAAUUGACUGAAGAUACAUGAAAAAUUCUAUGCUUUUAAAUUAAAACUAUUAAGGCAGUCAGUUCAUUGAAAGAUUGUGCAAGCUCACAUCUGUUUUGCACCUUAAUUUUUUCAUUGUCCCUACUCAUGAGUCUAAAAGUGCAUGGCUUGGGGCUAUACUUUGUUUUACAGUUUGUUGGUAUCGUGCCUUUUCUUAUCUACAUUAGCUUAGACUAUACCUUAUUUUUAAGAAGAGAAAAUAGCAGUUAACUAUGGCAAACUCUAUUUUGGCACAACCACAUGUUUUUUCGUUAUUUCUUCAAAAUUAGCUUCCUAUGCUUUAGAAAAAAAUGUAAAUUAUUACUCCAAAAGUUCUGAUUCUGAUUCCUCAUGGUUUAGAGCUCAGAAAUUUCUUAACUUGUAUUUCCUGUUAGUCAAGCACAGGAUUUGUUUCCUGCAAAAGUUUAUUUUCCUUAAGGAAUACUUGUCCUAAUAGCUGAUAGAAAGUACCUUUGCACUUUAAAUCCUAGAACUAGGGAACAAGGAAAUUUACUGAGAAGUUCAAAAGAAAGAAUAACAGAACCUUCUAGGCAGCAGGGCAUGUUUAGAAAAUGUUAAUACACCAUGAUUUUUGAAGACCAAUUUUAGUUCAGGAGGUGGUUUUAAAUACUGGAUGAAAACUUACAGGCCGAAUUCAAUAUUCAUUUCUGAAAUGCUUUAGUAUGAUAGAUAAAUUUGGUUAAGUUCUUGUUCAUUGUGAAAUACUGUUGGAAGAAUUUUUUUCAAAAUAAAGACUUACGAAUUUAUGUACCA